This is a messenger RNA of Cuscuta campestris, 2119 nucleotides long. The record is from the annotation of a GenBank genome assembly. NCBI's taxonomy places the organism in Eukaryota, Viridiplantae, Streptophyta, Magnoliopsida, Solanales, Convolvulaceae.
AGGAUUUAUUUACUCUCUCUUUCGUUCAACGGGCAAAGGUUUUCUUUCUUUUUUUCCUCUCCUCAACGGAAGCUCAAUCUUUCCGGCGGUCUCUCUCUCUAGAGGUUUCUCAGGGUUCCGGGUUUUGAUGCUUUGGUGAUUUUUGGGGGUUCGUUGUUAUAGAAGAAUUGGCCUGCUGAAGUUUGUUGCCUUUGUUGAUUGUAAUAUUGCGAUUCGGAAGCCAAGGGGAGCACAAUAUGGGUGAAGAGAAAGCAGAUGAUUGUUUCCAUGAGAAUAAGCAAUCGAUAGCUGCAUCGAGCUCUUCCAUUUCCGAGAACAGCGGCAGUGUUAAUCUUAAGUCGCCGGGAAUACCUAGCACCACCCCUUCUUCGCCCGUGCAGCGGAGAACAAGUGGCCCUAUUAGACGAGCAAAGGGUGGCUGGACGCCUGAGGAGGACGAUACACUAAAGCAAGCUGUUGCAGCUUACCGGGGGAAGUGUUGGAAGAAAAUUGCUGAAUUUUUUCCUGAUAGAUCAGAAGUACAAUGCCUACAUCGAUGGCAGAAGGUUCUAAAUCCCGAUCUUAUAAAAGGGCCAUGGACUCAGGAGGAAGAUGAAAAGAUCGUUGAACUUGUAGGGAAGUAUGGGCCUGCAAAGUGGUCUCUCAUUGCCAAGUCAUUGCCUGGUCGAAUAGGAAAGCAAUGCCGUGAAAGGUGGCACAAUCAUUUGAAUCCAAGUAUAAAGAAAGAGGCGUGGACAUUAGAGGAGGAGCUAGCUCUUAUAAAUGCACAUCGAGUCCAUGGGAAUAAAUGGGCUGAAAUAGCAAAGGUCUUAGCUGGAAGGACUGACAAUGCUAUCAAGAACCACUGGAAUAGCUCUUUGAAGAAAAAGUUAGAUUUCUACUUGGCCACAGGAAACCUACCACCUCCUUCCAAGAAUGACCUCCAGAACACUUGUAAAGAUGAAGACAUCAAAACCAGUUUGAGAGAAAAGGGCUUUGAAUGUUGUUUGAGCAAGCCAUCUGAUUCAACGGAGCUAGCAGCUUCAUCAGGAACCACAGAUGUUUGUAAAACAGUAGUAGAUACAGAACAGGUCCGUGCAGAACGCACAACCGCAGAGGAAAUGGCUGCUUCAACCAGUAGUCCUCAAAUUGAUUCUGCUGAUUCUGAAGAUGUACGGCCAUGCGAGGCCAAAUCAAAUUCCACACCAAAACUAAUUAGACCCCAAGUUUUUAGUUCUAUUACACACGUUACAUAUGGUAACUUAUGCUAUGAACCCCCACGGUUAGAAAGUAUCAUUCCACUGGAUUCCGAUUUCCUCAAUCCUUUUCCAACCCCACCCAGUGAGAAGCAUAGAAGUUUAUGUCUGCAGACCCCAGAGUCCAUAUUGAAAAUUGCUGCCCAGAGCUUCCGGAAUACCCCAUCUAUUUUAAGAAAGAGGAAGAGUGGGUCCCAGUCAUCCACGCCACUCGGGAAGGCUGGCGAUGACGGUGCUACUGGUGGAUUAGGAGAUGAAAUCCAACUAAGAAACAAUCCAAAACCUUUCAACGGAUCUCCUCCUUACCGAAUAAUAAGAUCCAAACGGACAUCUGUGAUCAAGUCUGUGGAAAAGCAGCUUGAGUUUGGCCCCAACAAAGAGCAGGAUGAGGAUAACUGCUGCACCAACACAUCCAGCAGAACAACUGUGGAACACCUCUCUCCUGCAACCAAAGCUAUGUCAAAUGGAGCAUCAUAGUUUGGACCACUGCAAGUACAUUUCUUUUGAUUCCAGCUUCAUUCGUGUUCUUCUCCUGUGGAUCAUAGUUUGGACCACUGUUAGUAUUUGAUAUUUUCCAAGAGAGGGAAACCAAUUACUUGUCCUGUUCUUCUACAGAUUAGAAGUGAAGAAGGCAGUGAAGUUUCAGACUUGGCAAGUCAUGGCCCACGCUAUAUGAUGUGAAGAUUCUUUCUUCAUUAAGCAGCAAGGUUUUAUACGUCGACUUCAUGCAUCAAUGCGUUUUGAUUUGUUUCUGGCAGUCGCAUUGGAUUUGUACAUAAACGCGGUGCACGUUUGGUAAGUGUUACUCAGUAGUAUUUAGUUGAAAUGAGCGAUUAUUUAUUUUGAUUUUUGAAAGGGGAAGACGCAUGGUAAAGAUGAUUUUA